This is a messenger RNA of Hordeum vulgare subsp. vulgare (domesticated barley), 2109 nucleotides long. Its product is annotated as putative disease resistance RPP13-like protein 1. NCBI's taxonomy places the organism in Eukaryota, Viridiplantae, Streptophyta, Magnoliopsida, Poales, Poaceae. The record is from RefSeq and is a predicted model, not a curated record. The transcript is spliced from 3 exons. Gene Ontology annotation, biological process: defense response to other organism. Gene Ontology annotation, molecular function: ADP binding. The coding region runs from base 256 to 2109 and encodes 617 amino acids.
AGGGAAUCUGGGAUAACAUUUCCAGGCCACACAUGUGUGACAAGUUUCCGCCGCAAUCCACCCAAUCGUCCCCGGCGCCGGCGCCGCCAGCGGAAAUCGAGUCAUGGCGACUCCAGCAACCUCCUCCAGUGCUUGAGCGCCGUCCCCUACCUCCUCCUCCUCCCACGGAGUCGAGCCCCCAUCAGCCGAGUGCCGCCCCCGACCUGCUUCAGCCGCCGGAUUUGACCCUCACCGCUUCCGGCCUUGCAGCUUCUAAUGGCGGAUCCGGUGACUGCUGCUGCUGCCAUAGGAUGGGGCCUGAAAGCCGUAGGCUGGGUAGCCUCGCCGGCCAUCUCCGACCUUUUCAAGAAAUGCUCCUGCUUCCUCGGCUUCAACGCAUCGGAGAAGCUAAGAAAACUUGAGCCCAAGAUUUUACUGCUGGAGCGGGUGAUGGAGAUGGUGGCGGAGAGCCCUCACAGGGUUCGUCUCCAGCAGCUGUUCGAGGACCUUAAGUCUGCUUUCUACGAAGCUGAAGACAUCUGGGACGAUGUUGAGUAUCAUCGCCUCGAGAAGCAGGUCCAAAAUUACGAGCUCAACUCAGACGGGCCUCCAAGUACCAUGGAUUUGCUGAAGCAGAAGGUCCAGUCCCUGGCCGUCUCCCCCCUAACAAAUAAGGAGACUGGUAUGUCUAAAAGGCAAUUAAAGCGGAGCCUAGAGAAAAUAGAAAAGGUUAUAAAUGAAGCAUACCAAAUUUUGGAAUGGCUGAACUUGCCCACCGUAAAUAAGGGCGGUGAGAGGCAACCUAUUGCAGCCAAUGCAUGUACCACUGGAACUUCCCCAGUAAAGGUAAUUGGUCGAGAUGAGGAGUGUGACAACAUCAUAGAAAUGCUGCAUGAGAAGGCAGGUCACGGUCAGACAAACAUGAAUAGCAGUCUAUGUUAUUCUGUUGUUGGAAUUCAUGGCAUAGCUGGUUCUGGGAAAUCAACCCUUGCACAGUUUGUUUAUGCCCAGGAAGAAAAGGACAAGCUAGCUGAAAAAGAUGGCCAUUUUGACAUUCUAUUAUGGGUUUAUCUCUCUCAAAAAUAUAGCAUCGAGGCCAUUUACAGGCAAAUGUUUGAGGCGAUUGAAGGAUAUGAUUGUGAACUUAAUAGUCUUGAUAGGCUACAAAGAGAACUGAAGGAUAAGCUGAGUGGCAAAAGGUUUUUCUUGGUACUAGAUGAUGUCUGGUGCAACAAGGAUGUUGGCGAGCAGAAUCUACCACAAUUACUUUCUCCAUUCAAGAUUGGAAAGAGAGGAAGCAAGAUCCUAGCGACAAGUCGAAAUGUAGAUGCCUUCUUUGAUCUUGGUCCUGAUGUGAGAUGUGCCACUUUUCCAAUUAGUGACUUGGAUGAUAGUAUGUUCCUUGAGCUAUUCAUGUAUUAUGCACUUGGAGAUGGGAAUGCAAACGAUGGAGUUGGGAGCACACUUUGGAAUAUUGGGGCCCACAUUGCAGAAAAGCUUAAGAGGUCACCUCUAGCAGCCAGUACAGUGGGAGGACAGCUACGUAAAAGAAAAAAUGCUGAGUUUUGGAGAAGAGCUAGAAACCAGGACUUAUUGAACGAGACGAUGGGAGCUCUAUCGUGGAGCUACCAGCAUCUUAAUGAUCAGAUUAGACAAUGCUUUGCUUACUGUAGUAUGUUCCCGAGAGGACAUCAUUUCAGACUUAAUGUGUUAGUUAAGUUGUGGGUGGCAGAAGGGUUUAUAAGAAGUAGUAAUGCUGGGAAGGAAAUGGAAGAUGUUGGUCAGGCUUACUUUGAUGAACUUGUGUCAAUCUCAUUUCUGCAAUUUGGGGGAAAGGAGUCCUGCGGUGAGGACUACUAUUUAAUGCAUGAUCUGAUGUAUGAUUUAGCAGAGAGGAUCGCUGGACACGAUUGCUUUAGAAUUGAGGAUGGAUGGACAGGAGAAAUUCCUCCAGGUGUUCGCCAUCUUUUUAUUGAUACUUAUAAUGGAGAGAAGCUUGCCAUGAAGACUUUUCAACUGGAAAAUUUACGGACUCUUCCCCAUGAUGCUUACUUUUCCCAUUGUGUCUUCUGGAAAACCUCGCUAUGUAGGUUCCAUAAGUACGAGCAAUUACUAGUUCUGCUUAUGUAG